AUCAACCCAAAGAGGAAGAGAGAGAAUAGGUAGAUUGGCCCUUGAAGAGAGAAACACUCUUCGGGUGAUAUAGUCUACGACGUCAAAAUAAUAAGGGGCUGGCCAAAAUCAAAAUAUUUUGCAAAUAAAUCUCUGUUUAAUGUAGUUUGUUGGAAUUUGAAAGGUGAAACAAGUGAAGUGAUUAGUGCUGUGCGGUAUUGUGGAGCUAAAUUAAUCGGAAAGGAAGAUUUUCAAUUCCAAUUAGUGUUUAGUGCAAAAUAUUGUUUGUAAUGGUGCCUCCGUGAACGGAAUUCGACCCAAUUUUCCGUGUUGUUUUGUUAAAUUUUUAAUUUUUAAGCAAGUUGGCCGUGUACGGACCACUUAUCAACUUUAGUAGCAUUUGAAGGACCGGCCCGAGGAUGCCCAUCCUGUACAGUGUGAUCUGCCGGGGGCCCACCAUCCUGGCCAAGUACGCCGAGUGCGUGGGAAACUUUGCCGAAGUGACGGAGCAGAUCAUUCCGAAGAUCAAGCUGGAGGACCACAAGCUGACGUACUCCCACGGAAACUAUCUGAUUCAUUACAUUUGCGAAAACAGGAUCAUCUACAUGUGCAUAAGUGAUGAUGGCUUCGAACGGUCGCGGGCGUUUCUGUUUCUCACGGAAAUCAAGAAAAAGUUUAUCCAAACGUACGGGCUCACGGUGGCGACGGCCAUCGCGUACGCCAUGAAUACGGAAUUUUCGCGGACGUUGGCCCACGAGAUGAAGCACUACAGCGAGUCACGGGAGGUGGAUGCCAUUAGUCAGGUGCACGGCCAGAUCGACGAGCUGAAGGAUAUUAUGGUGAAGAACAUCGAGAAUAUUACGAAUAGGGGGGAGCGGUUGGAGCUGCUGGUGAACCAGACGGAGAACCUGCGGAAUAAUUCCGUCACGUUCCGCCAGACGUCCCGCAACCUGGCCCGCACCAUGUUCUGGCGCAGCGUCCGAAUGUACUGCCUGAUCGGGGCGAUCCUGCUGUUUGUGAUCUACAUCGUGGUGAGCAUGUCCUGCGGCGGUCUGCUCUGGUCCAGCUGCAUCCACAGUGGCGGUGCCCCGAAGGUGACUCCGACGCCGGUUCCUCCCCCACCUGCUGCUCCGGCCACCGAUCCGGUACUUUAGAUUGGAGUCGUUUGUCAUGACGAUGGGUUCUUCCGACGAGACGGAACUUAGAUUUGUGUUGAAUGCAAUCGGAAAGACUUGAUCGAAACUAGGAGCAAAUAAAGGCUUUUUUUGUGUGGCAAACUCGAACUUUGCUGGUUUUCCAAAGGGGGUGAAUCCUGUUUUGUAACUUCUCUAAAUAAAUGUUUAGAACGGUGUAACUACUUCAAGGAAAAUGUUGAAUAAAUAAAGGUUCAUCGAAGGUGUAUACAGUCUAACUAUGAAUCCAAUUGAAAAAUCAAGAACAAAAAGUAACUUACACUUUUAGAGCAUGUAAAAUAACUAAUAGAUGAAAAAAACUCUAGUGAUAUCCGCAAUUAGUGCACGUUCUGAAGUUUAAAAUUCGAAAAAGAUAGCAAAAGAGGCCGGAACCAGCUUCAGAUAUUUUUUUUAAUAUUCCCAAACUUGUUCAUACAUUAUCUAUACAAUAAUUUAAGUUAGCGUAGCGCUGGUAAAUAUACGACACGUUAUCACAUUUAAAA
Culex quinquefasciatus (southern house mosquito) is the source of this 1654-nucleotide messenger RNA. It is a transcript of the gene Vamp7, whose product is annotated as vesicle-associated membrane protein 7. Gene Ontology annotation, biological process: vesicle fusion; exocytosis. The transcript is spliced from 4 exons. The record is from RefSeq and is a predicted model, not a curated record. Gene Ontology annotation, molecular function: SNARE binding; SNAP receptor activity. NCBI's taxonomy places the organism in Eukaryota, Metazoa, Arthropoda, Insecta, Diptera, Culicidae. Bases 399 to 1133 code for a protein of 244 amino acids. Gene Ontology annotation, cellular component: membrane; SNARE complex.